Messenger RNA from Girardinichthys multiradiatus, 1746 nucleotides. It is a transcript of the gene hat1, whose product is annotated as histone acetyltransferase 1. The record is from RefSeq and is a predicted model, not a curated record. Gene Ontology annotation, biological process: subtelomeric heterochromatin formation. Gene Ontology annotation, molecular function: histone binding; histone H4 acetyltransferase activity. The transcript has 11 exons. NCBI's taxonomy places the organism in Eukaryota, Metazoa, Chordata, Actinopteri, Cyprinodontiformes, Goodeidae. Bases 18 to 1307 code for a protein of 429 amino acids. Gene Ontology annotation, cellular component: nucleus.
CCUGUUUCCACGGAAACAUGUUGACCCGGAAGUACUCCAUUUUCCGCGGGUCUUUUGGGACAAUAACACAGUGUGCGGAAAUGGCGGAUGUAAAUGCGAUGGAGAAGAAACUGGCUGAAUACAAGUGUGAUACAAAUGAAGCAACCUGCCUGAAGUUAGUUCGGUUUCCAGAUGAUCUUGAUGAUGAUGGCACCACAUUCCACCCAGAGUACAGCCACCAAAUAUUUGGAGAUGAUGAGGUGGCUUUUGGAUACAAAGGUCUUCAAAUCCAGCUCUACUACACCGCUGGAAACCUGAGCACCCUCUUCAAAGUGAAAUAUUCAGCAAAAGUUAAAGACACGUUUGAUUGUGUCGAGCCCGACGAUGUUGAAGGAAAGAUCCGGGAAAUAAUUCCUGCUGGUUUCACCUCCAACACCGAUGACUUCAUCUCACUGCUGGAGAAGGAGGCCAACUUCAAGCCCUUCGGCACAAUGCUCCACUCAUACACGGUCCACAACGAGGAGGCGGAAGACCUCACCUACCAGAUUCACAAGGCCGACAUCCACUGCCCCGGAUUCUUAGAGUACCACAAGCGCCUGCAGACCUUCCUCAUGUGGUUCAUUGAGACCGCAAGUUUCCUCGACGUAGACGACGAUCGUUGGGACUUCUUUCUUGUAUUUGAAAAGUACAAUAAAGACGGGGAGACGCUCUACGCCGCUGUUGGCUACAUGACAGUUUAUAAUUACUACGUAUACCCAGACAAAACCCGACCACGUGUAAGCCAGAUGCUAAUCCUGCCUCCUUUCCAAGGAGAGGGUCAUGGCGCUCAGCUGCUGGAGGCGGUGCACAGGUUUUACUGCGGCCUGCCCAAAGUGCAGGACAUCACCGCUGAAGACCCCUCAGAGAACUACGUGAAGCUGAGAGACUACGUGCUGACGAAACUCUGCCAAAACCUGCCGUCCUUCGAUGUAGACAAGCUGCACCUUGGCUUCUCCGCCGACAUGAUCAAAGAGGCCCAAGAAAAGCUGAAAAUCAACAAGAAACAUGCGAGGCGAGUGUACGAAAUCCUGCGCCUAAGAGCAACAGACAUGAGUGACGAAGAGAAAGCCAAAGCGUACCGGUUACAGGUGAAGAAAAGGCUCUUUGGACCCUACAAGAAAAACCAGAGGGAGCUGGCGAAGAUGCGGAAGUGCUUACGGCCGGAGGAGCUGGUGUCCCACAUGGGUCAACUGGACACGCAGACACAGCACGAGGAGCUGGAGAAGAGCUAUCAGCUCGCCCUGGAAGAUUACAGGAGAAUCAUCGAAAGGCUAGCAUCGCAGGCCUGAUCUGACUGAGAGAUCCUGCUGGCCUGGAGUCCGGUCUGUACAGAAGCCCUCAUCACCAUUGGACUGGAGCUGCAGCCAAGAUGAUGCUGUUUUAAGUCUGUUGGUGAUAAUAGGCGUAACAGAAACGUCCUCUCUGAUUCCCAGCUGAUUUUUAUAUACUAGAGGAGGUAAUUAAUUCAGAUGGAGGGCGUGGUUCCCUGUCUCCUCCAUGUGUUUAAUCACAUUGUGUGAUAUGAAGUGAUCUUUAAUAUUUUCACAUGGAACUGCAGGUUCUUCUUAAUGUUCAGAUAAACCUGGUUUAUCCUCCAUUCAUUUCUAAACUUCUGUCUACAGUUUCAUGUGUUUUUUGAAGCUCUUCAUUGUAAAAAUUAAAUAGUGUUUUGUAUGUCGUUCGAACAGGGGAGAUUCUUAAGAAAACAAAUAAAACCGAGGAACUGAA